AUGGAUAACAAUAACCGAUUUCCCCUAUCUCCAACAAUACACUCGCCAGAAGAUAGCAAAGAACCACAAAAGGAAAGGCGAAAACUAUCGUUCGUCUCCCAAGCCGAAGAAAUGGUAUCAGAUCUGCAACCUCACGCUCAUGAAAUAGCUAUCGAAAGAGAUCAAAUUAAUAGUUUCGAAUUUAAUGGACGAAACUAUACCAAAGUUGGCAGAGAAAAUGCCAGCGAAGACAACCAAUAUCUCAGUGACCACACAUCCGACUGCCUUUCUGAAAACGACGAUGUCUUCUCUGGAAGCGAAAAAAAGAAUUCUAGUAAAUUCACUUCCAGUAAUACAUCGAUUCGUCGUCAGCAUAGAGAAAAUGAUAAACUAGACUCGGAUCCAAACAAAUCCGCAAACUUAGACAAUGACUGGUCUACGCCAUCAUCAAGUUUAACAGUGAAUAGGAAUAUCCCAAUAAUUUUGACCGGCGCUGAGACCAAUAGCAAUGAUUUGAAUACUACCCAGCUCGUGCAAGAACCAGAGGAAUAUCAGAGUGAAGGCACAAACCAAGAAAUAGCUAGAAAUGGGCAAAAGCGUUCGUGGAGCUUACAAUCCCCAGUUUCCGGAGAGGAUUUACCAAGUAAUGAUACCUUUCUCAUAUUCGCAAAAGCUUGUGUAGACCAUCAAAUGCUGGUUCGCGUAACUUCUCUCACCUUUGACCCACCACGACCAGUCAGUUCCAAUCACAAAAUAAAAACUUCGCUCCGUCUUACUAGCCACUCGGUGACUCAUAAUGCACCCCCAGCUGCAGUUUCAGAUGAGCAUUUCCAGAAGACAUUUUCAUUUCCAAUGGAUUAUCAUUCAUUGGUUUUUGAUACAUUGAAAGUAGAUGUGUAUGAGCACAGCUCGUUUAUGAAUAACAAGAAAAGAAUUGGUCGAGCGUUUGUCAGGCUAAGCGAUCUGAUUGAUGCUGGUGGACAGAUCGAGUAUGAAGGCGACUUCCCGUUAGAGUCUUCUAUUCUCGCACCGACAACCUAUAUCGGUUCAAUAGGGUUAAAACUUAGAUUCCAUUUUCCACGCGACGUCCUGUCAUCAACUUCGACAUCUCAUGCGAAAUCGACGCCAGUCGGCCUCGAGUCAAGUACAUCCGACUUGUUAAUGUCACCUCACUCAUCUGGCUCGGAUACGUUGAUAGGUUCGGAAACCAGUCCCAUCGCUGACGCGACGUCGAGAUCUGUGGCCGAUGAAUUGACAAGGGUGGAUGAGAAUGAAUUCGCAAGUGUGGUUCGCUUACCGAAGAAAAAAGGAAGUUUGGGAAUAUUGGAUCUUGUCCUCAAUCAAGAGACACGAGAUGCGAUUAAGGAGAUCACGGUGUUAUAUCAUACCUUUUUUGACCAUGGCUGGAGAUUGAGUAAGCUCGAAUUUUUGAAAGCUUACAUGUUUUUGGAAAAGUAUUAUGCACAAAAGGAGAGUUCGUUAACUGGUCAAGAUGUGCGCGAUAUCCAAAAACUCCAAACUGCGCAAAAGUUUCUCAAAUAUUCAAUGGCAUCUUACGGUUCUUUCUUGUUCAACUGGUUUGGGUAUGCACCCGAGAAAGCUCCAUUGAAUGCGUUUAGAAUGAACUCGGACAAGAAGAAUGUGCUUGAGUUUUUUAAACUUAACAAGACUGAUGUCAUUUGUUGGGAGUAUGGAAAGAGUUCGGUGUCGAAACCAAGUUAUAUGAUUGUCAGGGAUCCAGAGACGAAUCAUAUAUUGAUUUCAAUCAGAGGGACGAUGAAUGUAACCGAUAUUAUAACCGAUGCCCUAGCGCAUUACGAGCCCUGGAACGGUGGGUUUGUCCACCGCGGCGUUCUUCGUAGUGCCAAUUAUUUGGUCGAUCACUCUCUUCCAGCCAUACGGUCAGCUGUCUCACGGUAUGAUGCGCCUGCUAUCCAGGUUAUGGGUCACUCUCUAGGCGCCGCAAUUGGAUCAAUCGUUACUAUGAUUCUUCGCGAUAAGUGUCGAGAUUUAUUAGAGUUGGGAAUAGGUAUCCAUGCCUGGAAUUUUGCUCCUGCUCCAUGCUGUUCUUUAGAUCUGGCUAAGAAAGCAGAAGAGGGGAAGUUCAUUGAUAGCUUUGUGAACGAAAAUGACGUCAUACCAAGAUUGAGUUAUGGAAAUUUAAUGGAUUUUAAGGAAUUGGUAAAGAUGGCAGCUAGUGAGUUAAAGAAUGAUGCUUAUAAAAAUGCAACGAAACAAAAACUCACAGCUCUCAUAUCCUCUGUUGAUGCAUAUCACACCAAUCUAAAAGCGACAUCGUCAUCACGAAAACUCUACAUUCCAGGGACAAUAUAUUACCUCCACAAAGGAGAGCGCAUUACUCAAACCGAUGGCAACCGUGUUUACUGCAUCAAAGACGUCAUGUGUGAAACAUCAUCUCCUGAACAUUUCAUGGAUAUCACGUUGAAAAAGAAUUGGUUGUUUCAUCAUUUUCCGGAUAGGUAUGAUAAAAAGUUUACUCGCGUCAUUAAAUCAUUAAUAAGAGAGAGCUUAGGACAAGAGGCAAAGGGUUUUUGGAAGAAGAUUAAGAAAAGAGGAGAAGAGGACGAAAGCGUUAACGUUGGAGAGGAAGGAGGGAGGAGAAUGGAGAGAUGGAUGAAGGCAUAUCAAACUAUAACUGGCCCGCCGGAGAAGCAGAGAAGUAGCCCACAUCACGAAUAUCCGGAAUAUUAUAGUGAUGUGAUGCAGAUUAGAGCUGCGGGAGAGGAAGAUAACGAAGUGCUGGACGUCGAUAACAAGAGAAAUGUUUGGGAUUCUGUCAAUAAUGUCGACGAAGAAGAACCUCCGCCGCCAUAUGAUAAUUCCUGGAGAAUGCCUUCCCCCUCAACUCAAAAUCUACCGUCUACAAUCGACGCCUCUUCUCCAUCAAGAGUUCAGUUCAAUACUCCCCAACCACAAUCCCGACGUCGACAAAUUCGCCGUGGGAGCCGCCGCCCUCUUCGACGAAAAUCAUCUUCUCAAGACCUUCGUGAUAACACGACUAAAUUUGACGACGAAGAUGAUCUAUUCUCAAAAUUCAGUGGCAAGCUCGCAGACAUGGUUGCAGAAGGUAGAGCAGCAUUGACUAGUACGGUUGAUGUGACAGAAGUAGAAAUGAUGAUGGCCGAAGAACGAGAACGAGGAGAGAAGAUAAUGCGAGAUUUGGGAAUACAGACAUCGGUAUCAUCUCGGAGACGAGGGACAGGCAGUUCAAGCAGUGACGUUGAUUACUUCGCAGCCUCGCAGGUCGAUAAUACAUCAGAGUAUAGCUACUCCUCGCUUACGUCUUCACCGGCAUCAUACACAUCCAGCGGGUUUUCUGGAUUGAAUAGUAGUUCGCCGGCAUCUGCGUACUCUGCAUAUUCAAAUUCUUAUUCGUCUUCACCGAGCAAGUUUGAUCGAAUAGCAGGAAGCAGCUUGGGAAACCGUUCAUAUGCGAGCAGUACUGGAGCUUAUUGA
Molecule: messenger RNA, 3456 nt
Organism: Paraglomus brasilianum
Lineage: Eukaryota; Fungi; Glomeromycota; Glomeromycetes; Paraglomerales; Paraglomeraceae
Source: the annotation of a GenBank genome assembly